GGAUGUCAGCUAACCGGCUCUAGCCUGCUUAUGCUCAUUCCCGCUGUCACUUUGUUGUUGCGGCACACCUGCAGGGCAUGUAGCUAAUGCAUGUUCCCUGCAGCUGAUAACUGAGUCUUAUCUGCGCUGCUGUUUACUUGAUGGCUUGAACAUACCUUCUGCAUUCCGCCCUCUCUCUUCAAUCUAAGGUAAAUCAAAGAAACUUUUUCAUGCCCAUAAUUUUCCUCGCGACCGUCCAACAGCGAGUUGCGAAACACAGGAGGAUUGAACUUGCUUAGUCUACACUUCGUUCGAGGCUUGCUUUACGUUGGAACUUGACCAUAUGGCUGAACUCAAGAUCACCAGAGGGCACUCAUGUGGCCCAUGCCAACACCGCAAAAUAAGGUGCAACGCUCAAGCGCGACUCCUGUCACAGAAUGGUUCAGCCACUGCCAAAGGCCAGGUUGUUGUCAGUGGUGACCAGCGCCGCUAUGUAGAAGACAACAAGUUAUGGUCAAGUCUGGGGAAUGAAAUGGGCAAGAAGGACCCAAGUCCUACCCCAAGCAGCACACCAACGCCGUCCAGAAUUGAGCUACCCACGACAAAUAUCAACCUGAUAUUUGGGCACAAACUGGAUUCUCCAGUCAUGCUGCAUCCCUCGGCUAUUCAAUCAUUUAGGCUUUGGCAGGUGUUCACCACCAACGUGCAUCCUUUGACUAAGAUACUCCACGCGCCGACAGUGCAGCAAGAGCUUAUUCAGGGGCUUUCUGAGCCGGACUCUAUACAUGGUCCGACCGAAGCCCUCAUUUUCUCGAUAUAUCUUGUUGCAGUAGUGUCUUUGACCGACGAGGAAUGCCGGAGCCAGCUUGGUGAACCGCGAGAGAAGCAUUUGGCGAGGUAUUGCUACGCAACUGAGGCAGCACUGAGCAGAGUCGAUUUUCUGAGAUCAACAAACCUCAAAGUGCUGCAGGCGUUCACUUUCUACCUGCUGUCUUUGCGCCACCUUUGCCAUCACGACAUCUUGUGGCUCUUAACCGGGCUAGCAACUCGCAUGGGCCAAAGGAUGGGCCUUCAUCGAGAAAGCUCGCUAAGAGACUUGCCGCCAUUUGAAGCUGAGCUGAGACGUCGGCUUUGGUGGCAAAUCGUCAUUCUUGAUGGCCGCACAGCGCAGCUCACAGGAGCCUCUAUGAACCCCGGCAUUCAACUAUACGGAGAUACGAAGCAACCUCUAGGAGUCAACGACGAUUACCUCGUCCCGUCCAUGAGCGCUUUGCCCCUCCCGUCUCCUGUCACUACCGAGAUGGUGUUUUGCUCAGUUCGCAUUGAAAUAGGAGUUUGGAUGAUUGAGCAGAAAUGUCUUCUUGACUUUGCAACAUCGCAUGAACGAAGAGCCAAGUUUCUCAAAUCCAUUGACGAGCUUGAAAGUCAUAUCGAGGAAAAGUAUCUCCGAUCCAUCAACACAGAUAUUCCGUUGAACCUGUUGACAACGUACCUUGCUCGAUCUGCCGUCUGUCAGCUGAGACUAUCCGUCUACCACCCCAAUCAUCGGCCUAAAAGGACAUCUGAACUCGAUGAAGAGCAGAUGGAUAUGCUGCUAGAGAACAGUCUCGAGGUCAUUCGCUACGAUAUCUUGUCGCACUCUACUGGCUCUCUUCAACGCUUCCUGUGGCAUAUUGCCAACUUCUUCCCUUUCGAGACUUUUGUCCUCCUCAUUAGCGCCCUAUCUGGUCGUGCCGGUGGUCAGAUUGUCGACGUAGCCUGGCAUGUCAUCAACCAAGUUUACGAGCACCACCCUUGCUUCAUCACGGAUUCGAACGACUCAUUGUACUGGGCACUUGGGAACCUCACGUUGCGAGCCUGGCAGCAGAGGAUCGCAGCCUCGAGGAACGUCGGCAUGGAACUGCCUUCGGAGCCACCCUGCAUAGGGCAGCUUGCGCGCCAGCGGACGAACAUGUCACGUAACGCACAGCCGAAGCAACAAGCCCCGACUCUAAGUACCGCCAGUGACGGUCCUGCGACACCCCAGGAGAUGCCCCAAGUUCGGGACUGGCUGCAAGACACUGGCCAUGCCUCUAGCAUGGUGCAGCAGCCAGCAUCUUAUGGCCAGGACAUUGUGAUGCCAGGGAUAGAAGAGGAAAUGAGUGGGAUAACCAAGGGGGUCGACAUGGAUUGGAACUUUUGGCAAGAACUACUGGACGGAAACGCUCGGGAAAGCCAGGAAUGCUUCCCUUUCUCUUCUUUCAUGAAUAAAGUUUGAAUUGGAACUACUGCUACCUUUUGAUCACUCGACAAAUGAUAGAUACAUGGACAUCCUUCAUGCGCCGAUAUAGACAAAGCAGACAUCUUUGGUGUACCUAUUUAAAGUAGUCAAGGCGUCAAGGGUUCCACCUCCUAGGCAAGUUAAUAAGGACGUACUACCUUAAGCCAAGAUCAGAAAGACACCAGACGCCAGGCUGCUCAAUGCUACAUGCCGUAUAUGCGAUCGCUAGCUCUUCAUAGAGGACUCUAAUUUGCAUCUCAAAGAGAUACGGGC
Molecule: messenger RNA, 2512 nt
Organism: Colletotrichum acutatum
Lineage: Eukaryota; Fungi; Ascomycota; Sordariomycetes; Glomerellales; Glomerellaceae
Product: fungal-specific transcription factor domain-containing protein
Exons: 5
Coding region: 323-2236 (637 amino acids)
Biological process (GO): DNA-templated transcription
Molecular function (GO): zinc ion binding; DNA binding
Source: RefSeq, a predicted model, not a curated record